AUGACUGGCUUUACUGCUAUAAUUGUGUUCUUAUUUGCAGGGGACUCUACAGCUGAAGAGAAGAAGAUGAAGCCUCUUACCAGACUGAAUAUUCAUUCUGCUUUCUGGAUUUUGGCCUCCAUUGCUGUGACAUACUACUUUGAUUUUUUUAAAACUGUUAAAGAAACGGUGCAAGCAGAUAGUUGGUGGCUUGCCUGCGGCACUUGUUUAUUAGCUGUGUGUUUAUCUGUUGCCUUUUACUGCAUACUGUAUCUGGAGUGGUACUGUGGAAUUGAGGACUAUGAUGCACAGUAUCCAGCACUGAUACCUAUCACAACAGCUACCUUUAUAGCAGCAGCAAUUUGUUUCAAUGUUGCCUUGUGGCCUGUCUGGUCGUUUUUGACACCUUUGUUACUCUUCAUUCAGUUUAUGGGUGUGGUGAUGCUUGUGUCACUCCUGGGAUAA
Acanthisitta chloris (rifleman) is the source of this 444-nucleotide messenger RNA. RefSeq names its product transmembrane protein 128 (gene TMEM128). Bases 1 to 444 code for a protein of 147 amino acids. The transcript is spliced from 3 exons. NCBI's taxonomy places the organism in Eukaryota, Metazoa, Chordata, Aves, Passeriformes, Acanthisittidae. The record is from RefSeq and is a predicted model, not a curated record.